Molecule: messenger RNA, 1323 nt
Organism: Ambispora gerdemannii
Lineage: Eukaryota; Fungi; Glomeromycota; Glomeromycetes; Archaeosporales; Ambisporaceae
Source: the annotation of a GenBank genome assembly
AUGCCACACAAAUACACAAGUUAUAUUGAAAUUUUAUCCGAGAAAGCUGACCAGUGGCGAAAUUUUUGUAUUUGUAUUUCUUGUAGAAAUAUUAUCAGUUGUCCUGCAGCUCUACUUCAAAAAUUCCCAAAUAAAAGUGAUAGAGUUCGAAAUCACUUGAAGAAAUGUAUACAUUUUAAAGAAAAGCAUCCUGAUAUAUUUGAAAAAUUCUUUGGAUCUAUUAAAGAGUCUGCAUUAAAUUCAAAAAGAUCACGUAUUGAAUCCAGUUCUAGUUCUACUUAUAGUUCAAGAUCUUGGAUGAGUCAUUCAACUAAUAAGUCUAUCAGUACACUUGAUUCUUUUAUUGCUCGACCACUUUCCAAAAAUGAUAAAUAUACAUUUGAAAAAUUAUUAAUUCAUGCAACAGUUUCUGCGGGUUGGGCUUUACAAUGGGUGGAUAAUAAGGAAGUCAAAGAGCUUUUUAGUUUUAUAAAUCCAACUUUGAAAUUACCAGAUCGUCGAGUUCUAGGAGGACAAAUUUUAAAUGAUGAAUCUAAAGCUCUUCAAGUUGAAAUGAAACAAAAACUUCAGAAUGAUUCUGUCGGUGUCACAUUAACAUUUGAUGGUUGGACUAAUAAAGGAUUGGAUAUAAGUAAUGAAUUUGAACAAUGGAAAGAAGUUGUUGAAAAAAUUGAAGUAAUGAUUAAAGAAAUUAAUGAAAUGAAAGUUGAUCUUAUCACUAUAGUAUCUGAUAAUGCUCCAAGUUAUGCUGCUGCAAGACGUCGACUUCGACUUAAAUAUAUACAUAUUACUUUUCUUCCAUGUUUUGCACAUCAAAUAAAUCUUUGUAUUGGCGAAAUUUUUAAGGAAUCUGAAGAAUUUAAACAAGCAUCUAUAAAAGCAAUAAAAAUAGCUCUUUAUUUUAAGUCAUCCAACAACAAAUACUUUAUUGGACAAUUACGAACUUUACAAAAAGAGACCUAUAAAAAAUAUAUUCAAAUUGCUAUUGGUAAUGAUACAAGAUGGAAUAGUCAUUAUGAAUGUUUUCGUACUUUAAUUAAAUCAAAAGGAGCAUUACGGACUUUAGGUUCAAAAUUUGAAUCACCUUAUGAUACAUCUUCUUAUCGUCAUCCAAAUGAACUACUCUAUCUUCCUGUUGAUAUAGCUUCUAUUUUACUUGAUGAAACCUGGUGGCAAUUACUUUCAAAACUUGAAAAAGUACUCAAACCAUAUUUAUUACAUGAAUUUGAACAACUCGUACAAUUUUGGAAAAAUUAUGAAGAUUCUGAUCUUGAACAAAAAAUACUUAAUCGACUUCAAACAAGAUGGCAAAAUUGGGAAUAA